AUGAACUUCGCCGCGGACAUCGACUGGUGCCUCUCCUGCAGCCGUCACACCGACGGCACAUCGCCCUACUGCUCGGACGCAUGCUACAUCGCCGAGAACCCGCACCCCCCGGCGUUCCUCAAACCCGCCGCCGCGCCCGACACCGACAUCGACGACUUCGCCCUCGAAGACGACGACGACCGAUCCGGCUCGUUCGCCAUGCCCUCCACCUCGACGCACUGGCCGGGCACCAGCCCCACCGGCAUCGCCGCCUGGGCCGCCCUAGUCCCCGCCGGCGCCCCGCCCUCCUCGCCCCCGCCCCCGUCCACCUCCACCUCCACGCCCUCCUCCACCUCGGCCUCCUCCUCGCGCAAACCCUCGCCCACGCGCUCCCCGCGCUCCCUCCGCCCCUCCGCGCUCAACUCCCCGCCGGCCGGCCGCCCCUCGAUCUGCCUCUCCCGGCCGCAAGCCGCGCCGUGCGAGCCCACCCUCCCCAUCGCCACCCCCGUCGAGCACCUCCACCACCACCUCCACCUCCACCGGCCCACGCGCGACUCGCUCGCCACCCUCGCCACGCUCACCACGCACGCCACGACCGCGACCGAGUCCGCCGUGCCCACCCCCGCGACGUCGCUCAAGGACCUCUCCGUCAUCCCGACCACGACCACGACCACGACGGGGGGACCGGGAGGAACAGGAGGAGGGAAACGCCAGCCGGCGUUCAUCCGCGACCUCGCGCACCGCAUGAAGACGUGGGGCGCCGGCAUCGGCGCCGCCGCCCGCGCCUCGACGCCGCAGAUCGCGGUGCUGGACGGCCUGGAGGCCGCGACGGACCACGAGAAGGCGCGCUACCUCGUCGCGGCGACGGCGACGACGGACGCUACGGACGACGAUCAUGAUGACAAUAACAACGACGACGACAACGACGCUUACGACGUCGUCCGGUUUAGCGUCGUCAACCACCAGUGCACGCUCCCCCGCCGCGCGUCCCGGUGCGCGCUCGACGACCACCCGGCGUUCAAGACCCGCGGGCGCAAACCGCGGCACUGA
Punctularia strigosozonata HHB-11173 SS5 is the source of this 1029-nucleotide messenger RNA. RefSeq lists its product as uncharacterized. The transcript is spliced from 2 exons. The record is from RefSeq and is a predicted model, not a curated record. Bases 1 to 1029 code for a protein of 342 amino acids. NCBI's taxonomy places the organism in Eukaryota, Fungi, Basidiomycota, Agaricomycetes, Corticiales, Punctulariaceae.